UAUAUCUUUCACUGUGAGCGUCGGUAGAACUUCACACCAUAAGUUUCAAACGCAGUAUGACAGCGUCAACUUUGGUCACUGUAUUAUAGACUCGCCCAAUUGCUGAGCUCGACGCUCAUUGGCCAGUCGGUAAGUGGUGGGGAUACGCAUAGGAGAGAGGAUAAAUACCCCUUGAAUCUUAGCUAUUGCAUCAGUUCUACGGAAUAUUUCUUAAAGAGGGUUUGGAUUGAAUUUCGUUGGUGAAAAUGACUGGCCGUGGUAAGGGAGGAAAAGGUUUGGGAAAGGGAGGAGCGAAGCGUCACAGGAAAGUUCUUCGUGACAACAUCCAGGGAAUCACGAAGCCUGCCAUUCGCCGUUUGGCUCGCCGAGGCGGUGUUAAACGUAUCUCUGGCCUGAUUUACGAAGAGACCCGUGGUGUUCUUAAAGUCUUUCUGGAAAAUGUCAUCCGUGAUGCAGUUACGUACACCGAGCAUGCCAAGAGAAAAACCGUCACUGCCAUGGACGUGGUCUAUGCGCUGAAACGUCAAGGACGCACUCUCUAUGGCUUUGGUGGUUAAUUUGUUUCUCCUGUUCUCAACUACUCUUCGUACACAAGGGCCCUUUUGAGGGCCGCCAACUUUUUCAAUAUGUGAAUGGAACAAACCGUUUUAUCAUAAUAGUUUAAUUAUAAUUUAAUUUUAAUUCUUCACCUCUUCUACGAAUCAAGAUUUAAAUUAUAUUAUGGUUUCCGUUCAUGUAAUAAUACACCUAAUACCUAUGUAAUUAUUCUUGCAACAGUGUUUUUAAUAACUUCCAUGUUUUAUAUGUUCGUCUGUUAACCGUCCGGUCAAUAACCAAACUCACCAUUCGUUCAAUGACCGGGUACCCACUUACUGCGCGCCACUUGGCUUAGCGGUUCCAGUUAACCUUGUGGAAUAUAAAAUAACAAUAGCGAAACCGAACAAUCAUUGGGUACCUGGGUACCCCGUUAUUACUCCGUGCCAGUUGGCUAUCCGGUUGCAGUUAACUUUGUGGGGUAUAAAAUAGCAAUAGCGAAACCCAACGAUCGUCAGUCGUAAGGUAGUUUUGGAACCGAGCAGAUGCUAAAGCAAGUUUUCUGUGAAGUGUAAUAGAGAGAACAAAACUAUAAACUACAACAUUUCUUGUGACGGUGAGACAAAAUAUACAAAUUUAUAAAUAUUAUAAAUAAAUAAUCGUAUUGAUUAUCGAUACGAUGGAUGAUUCAUC
Cephus cinctus (wheat stem sawfly) is the source of this 1227-nucleotide messenger RNA. RefSeq names its product histone H4. Gene Ontology annotation, molecular function: structural constituent of chromatin; protein heterodimerization activity; DNA binding. Gene Ontology annotation, biological process: nucleosome assembly. Gene Ontology annotation, cellular component: nucleosome. The record is from RefSeq and is a predicted model, not a curated record. Lineage: Eukaryota; Metazoa; Arthropoda; Insecta; Hymenoptera; Cephidae. Bases 246 to 557 code for a protein of 103 amino acids. The transcript has a single exon.